Messenger RNA from Limulus polyphemus (Atlantic horseshoe crab), 1386 nucleotides. RefSeq lists its product as uncharacterized. The annotation marks the transcript as partial. Gene Ontology annotation, biological process: membrane protein ectodomain proteolysis. The record is from RefSeq and is a predicted model, not a curated record. Gene Ontology annotation, molecular function: metalloendopeptidase activity. The transcript has 9 exons. NCBI's taxonomy places the organism in Eukaryota, Metazoa, Arthropoda, Merostomata, Xiphosura, Limulidae.
GAAGGCGUACUUGGUAACGGUUUACGAGUAGCUCCGAGCAACGAUACUGUUGUCCAUAGCAAUAACAGAAUUGCUCUUCAUAAAGUCAUGAGAGUUAAAGAACAUUCUGUCACGUUGCCGGACACGUCCCCAGUCUUUGAAUUUAUAAUAAAUGCCUAUUUAUCGUGUUUUGUUUUGUUUUUUUUUUGUUGUUGUUUUUUCAGAAAGGAUCUGGUAGAUACUGUUAACGGACAAAGAACAUCUAGUAUAACUGGGUUAACAUGGAUUGGAGGUGCUUGCAACGAAUUGUAUAGAUACGCAAUAGCAGAAGAUACCCCUGGGUUGUUUGAUGGAGUCGACACACAUGUUCAUGAAAUAGCACAUUUGCUAGGAGCUAUCCACGACGGAGACGGACCUCCAGUUCAUAUGCCAAAUAGUCCAGGCGCCAAAAUGUGUCCCCAGAAUGAAGGAUAUGUCAUGAGCUAUGUAGAUGGCGGGCUUAACAAGUUUAGAUUUUCUCCCUGUUCUCAAGAUCAAUUCAAAUAUUUUCUGGGAUUGGAAGAAAGUGCCUGUCUGAGAAGCGAAACCAAACCAUCACAGAUUCCUCCAUCCCAGAUCCUUCCUGGUCAGGUCAUACCAAAUGAAAGGAGAUGUCAGCUUCUACAUCCAGACAUCAAAGAGGUUUCUGUGUAUAAGAACCCUUACGGUCAAGAAUGUAAGCUUUACUGUCAACAACCAGAAGAGAUGGACGGUUUCAAGUACUACGUUCAUGCUGGCCUGGAUGGAACGCCAUGUGGAAACAAUAUGAAAAUCUGUCUCCUGGGAGAAUGUGUCAAACCUCGAACUACAUCAACACCAGACCGGAAACCAAGUACUCCACCUAGCGAUAAUUACAAUCGUGAAAUCUAUAAGGUUAGAUUCGGACAAGGCUACAAUAUUGGUAACCCAAGUUUACAUAGGGGAAGGGUUAAUAAGUUAUAUCGUCGAUUACAAUUUAGGUUUCUUCGAGAUAAUGCAUUCUGUCGUCAAAUUAAUCCUUUGUUUUCACGAGCUCGACCAUACAAGGUACCGUUUAAUCCCUGUGUGAUUAAUUGUGGAUCGCCCUCUACUGGCAAUUGGUUUGUCACGAUGCCUGAUGGAACUCAUUGUGGAUUUUACGGGGGUUGCCUUGGAGGUGAGUGUGUUCCAGGUUUAAGAAGAAGACGUAGAAAAAAACAUUUCUCCGGACACGUUCACGUGUGAUGUCAUUAUCAUAUAAUGACACAUGUAUGUGCACGUGUCUGUAACAUUAUACCAGACUUUGUAAAACCUUACUAAAAAAAAGUUGAAUAAGUAUUUGUGAUGUGGCUCCGCUUUCCUGAUUUUGAAUAGUAUAUUUUAUUAUUCUAGUUUUAUAACUACUUUAUC